Messenger RNA from Xiphophorus maculatus (southern platyfish), 420 nucleotides. RefSeq names its product GATA zinc finger domain-containing protein 15-like. The record is from RefSeq and is a predicted model, not a curated record. Lineage: Eukaryota; Metazoa; Chordata; Actinopteri; Cyprinodontiformes; Poeciliidae. The annotation marks the transcript as partial. The transcript is spliced from 2 exons.
UCCAACAACAACCACAGCAGCUCCAACCACAGCAGCUCCAACCACUACGACAGAAGCUCAAACUACAACCACAAUAGCUCCAUCAACAACCACAGGAGCUCCAACUACAACAGCACCUCCAUCAACAACCGCAGCGACUCCACCUACAACCACAGCAGCUCCAACAACAACGACUGCAAUGCCAACCACAACCACAGCAGCUCCAACAACCACGGCAGCUCCAACCACUACCACAGAAGCUCCAUCAACAACUGCAAAUCCAACCACAACCACAGGAGUUCCAACCACAACCACAGCAGCUCCAACUACAACAGCACCUCCAUCAACAACCGCAGCGACUCCACCUACAACCACAGCAGCUCCAACAACAACGACUGCAACGCCAACCACAACCACAGCAGCUCCAACAACCACGGCAGC